Messenger RNA from Cylindrotheca closterium, 2172 nucleotides. NCBI's taxonomy places the organism in Eukaryota, Bacillariophyta, Bacillariophyceae, Bacillariales, Bacillariaceae. The record is from the annotation of a GenBank genome assembly.
AUGAUGGAGAAAGCUUCAGAUGACCAUAGUGGUGACAGUGCCGAGAUAGACGCUGAAAAUAUGGAGCGAAAAGAGACUACCAGCGGUCCAGCAACAGGAGAAGCAGCCAAUUCUCCACUGCAUGACAGUGUUUCUGAUGAUACCUUUGAAGAUUUGGCAGAGUUGGGUGUCCAGCCACAUCAUACGUGGAAGAAGGAUAGUAGACAUAGUGGUGGAGCUGCAGCUGAUAUGCCCACGACGCUACUACGACGGGCUAGUUCGGGCGCGAGUAACGGAACCCGACGAAGUGGUGCUAGUGCGUCUUCAGGUCGAUUGUCACCAGCCAAGGAUGACAUGAUUAGAGCAGAAUAUGAUGCAGAGAUAGUAGAGGCAAUUUCGUCGGAUGUGGAAGACUCGGAUUAUUAUACCAGUGGAAGUGAAGACGAGUAUAGUGACAGUGACACAGAUGCCGUAGGUUGCUUGAGUGAUACAGAGGAGCCUACGGAAGCAAAUGCAAUGGCUUCCAUCGGCUCUGAAGAAAAAUCAGGAGCCGCAACAGAAGAAGGAGCUGCUGCCGCCGCCGCAGAAACCAAAAAGAAGAAGAAGGAAAAGAAGAAAAAGAAAAAAGAGAAGGACAAGAAAAAGAAGCGCUCCUCCAAAAGAUCAUCUACUUCUACUCGUGCCAAUAGAUCUGUCGAUGGCUCCACGAAGUCAGCCACCGACAAAAAGAAGAAACGAAAGAGCAGGGCCUCGGGCGCCUCGGACAAUAAGAGAAAUACAGAUGAGCAGACAGCGGAAAGAGAGGCGCAAAAGGAGCUAAUCCUAAAACUCCAAAAUCAGCUUUCGGAGGCUCUUCACAAGGUUGUAACAACGACCGAAGAACACAUCAAUGACAAGAAUAGCUUCCUCAAAGUAUCGACGGAACUGGCAGAACUAAAGGGACAAAUUAAAGCGCUCACAAAAACCCACGAGGAUGCUCAGACGACCAUCGGAAUUAAGGAAGCCACCAUUUCCGAACAAGAAAACCGUAUUAGCAAGUUGGAGAAGGCCGUCGAACGACAAUUGGACCUUCAGGAGGAAUUGGAAUCCAAAGUAGAUCGAUCAGAAGAAGAGAUCAACAAAUUACUAGAAGAAAUUGAGGAAUUGGAAAAGCAGCAACUGGAGGUUUCGGCAAGAGGCGAAGGGGCACCAGUUGGAGGAGCGGUCGCCGCUACAAGUCGAGCUCUCCAAGCUGAGCUGGACAAAUGCAAGGCGCAACUCGAGAAAAAAGAGAAGCAAAUAGAGGAAUACAAGACAGCGGUUGAUGAGCUGGAGAAGGAUCUAGAAGAGGGUCGCACUAUCAAUCGAUUACAGGUCAAUGAGAUGGAAGAAACCAAUAUCUCGCUGCAGGGCAAGCUCAAGGCAGAACGAUUAGAAGUAUCUCGAAAACUUGAGCAAAAGGAUGAUAUCAUUAGUGGAUUGCAAAAGGAAAUCGACAACUACAAACGAACGGACGACGUCCAAGAUUUGGUGACAGCACGAGAAAAAUUAAAUGCGACACGGAUCGAGCUGGAUGAAACUAAGGCUGCUAAGGAAGCCAGUAUGAAAGACUUGGCAGCUUUGAAUCGGGAAAAGGAAGACUUGCAAGAAAAGCUAAAUGUGCUUACGACCCAAACGACUACCCUCCGACAAGAUAAUAAAGAACUGGAAGCCAAAGCCAAGAAGUCGCAUUUGCAAGUCCUCGAAUGGACUGAGAAAACAUACGACUGGAAGUCUCGCGCCGAAGCGGCGGAGAAAAAGCUGCAAUCACAAAAUGGCGAACAAGAUCCUUCUGGCGACGCAGCACCACAAGGCACAUUCUUGCAAGCAAUCAUGGACAACCAAGCCGCCAAGCAACAGCAGCAACGAGGUAGUUCUGGAGUCAAUCUACGUAGAUCGGUUCAAGGUUGGUUUGGAAAAGUAUCUGAUGAAGGACCAGCUAGCAAUGAAGAAUACGACCCGGAUGCACCUGUAGAGCAAAUGCGAAUGCAGAAACUGGAAGAACGUAAUGCAUCGCUAGACGCUACUGUGGCCCAACUUCGCAGUGAAAUUGUCAAGCUUCAAUCGUCCCACAAGGAGAAGCUGUACUCCUUGCAAAAGGAAAUGGAUGCUGUGCGUGGCGAAAACGAAGCGCUUCAGCUGAAGAAAACGACGCUGCAACAGCAAUCAAAUUGA